AUGUCUCAAACCCCUCAAAUUAAAUAUGCUAUCUUCGAUCUUGAUGGGACAUUGCUUGAUACUGAAACGAUAUACACUAUAGCUACUCAAAAAUACCUUGAUGAAUAUGCUAAUGGAGUUAAGUUUACUUAUGACGUUAAGAAACAAUUAAUGGGGAGACACAUUAAUGUGUCUACUCAAAUUUUACUUGAUACUUAUCAUAUAAAUGACACCCUUGAACAUGCAAUUCAGUAUAAAAUUGAAACGCUUAAUAAGUUAUGGCCAACAGUAAAACCAUUACCUGGUGCUAUGAGGAUUCUAAAUUACUUUAAAAAACACAAUAUUCCAAUUGCCCUUGCUACCUCAACAACAAAGGCAGUUUUUGAUAUUAAAAUGCAAGGAAAAAAAGAAAUGUUAGAUUAUUUUGAUGUUAUUGUUCUUGGAGAUGAUCCUCAUGUAAAGGAAGCUAAACCAAAUCCACAAAUUUUCCUUCAUGCUGGUCAUUUACUUGGAUGUACUGAUAUGAAACAAGCAAUUGUAUUUGAAGAUGCAGUACUUGGAGUUCAAGCAGGAAUAGCUUCUGGUGCAUAUACAGUAGCAAUCCCAGACCAUGAACAUCCAGAAGAUCCAUAUUUCCAAAAUGCACAUACAGUACUUAAGUCACUUAAUGAAUUUGACCCAAAAAUAUUUGGACUUCCAAACGAUUAUUAA
Entamoeba histolytica HM-1:IMSS is the source of this 690-nucleotide messenger RNA. RefSeq names its product HAD hydrolase, family IA, variant 3. Gene Ontology annotation, molecular function: phosphatase activity. The transcript has a single exon. Bases 1 to 690 code for a protein of 229 amino acids. The record is from RefSeq and is a predicted model, not a curated record. NCBI's taxonomy places the organism in Eukaryota, Evosea, Mastigamoebida, Endamoebidae.